CAUGAGUGGGGGAGGAGCCGAGAGAGAGAGGGAGACACAGAAUCUGAAGCAGGCUCCAGGCUCUGAGCUGUCAGCACAGAGCCCGAUGCGGGACCUGAACUCACUGACGAGAUCGUGACCUGAGCCAAAGUCGGAAGCUUAACCGACUGAGCCACCAACGCGCCCCAUAAAAUUCACUUUUUAAGGGUACAAUUGAACAGUUUUUAAAUCAGUUUAUAGAGUGUGCAGCCCUCAUCACAGUUUAAUUGUAGAACAUUUCCAUCUCCCCAAAACGAUCUCUUAUGCUCACUUGCAGUCACCCUUCAUUUUUUGUUUUAUCCUUUAUUCUUGUGUAAUGGUAAAUGCUCAGAUACAUUCAAAUGCUUCUCUCAUCUAAUUAUUAUCAUCAGAGUAGUAUGGGCAUUUUAUAAAAGAUAAAACUGAAAUUUAGGGAGGUUACUGAACCUAAAAUGUAUGUCUAAUAUAUAAUCAGAAAUAACAAUCAUUUAUCUUUACGUAUCUCAUGUACUAAAUUACCAUGCCUCAACUGUUUAUAGCUCAAUUGAAGUUUGGAACUUAGAUUACUUUAAGGUAUUUAAGAAAUUAGUUAAUAGGUAAUUGCCUAUGUUGGUUUUUGGUUACUAGACAUUUUUGAGAAUCUUUAUUAGCAAGGAUACCACUCUACAUCUAGAUUAUCAAAUAGUCCUUGCUUAUAACUAAACGACAGGUAUCACUUGACAAUUUGAGGUACUGUGCAUUGGGAGAUAAAGGGUCCUGUUGAAAAUUGAUAACCUUUGCCUUUCCCGUGAUGAUUACAGAAAAAUAAGGGAGGACUUCUUUUUGGUUCCAAAAUAUUCAUCCAGUAAAUAGUUAUUACAUACAUGCCUGAGUUAUUCUUCAUACUCUUCUGAUAUUGUUAUUUUUUUUUAAUGUUUAUUUAUUUUCAGAAAGAGUGUGCAAGUGAGAGAGUACUCACGCACACAAGCGGAGGAGGGCCAGAGAGCGAGGAGAGAGAAUCCCAACCAGGCUUCAUACUGUCAGCACACAGCCCGACAUGUAGGGCUUGAUCCCACAUACUGUGAGAACAGGACCUGAACUGAAAUGAAGAGUCAGACAUUUAACGCACUGAGCCACCCAGCAACAUGAACCGUGAAGACCGAAAUGUGCUGCGUAUGAAAGAACGGGAAAGGCGGAAUCAGGAAAUUCAGCAGGGCGAAGACGCCUUCCCACCUAGCUCUCCUCUCUUUGCUGAACCAUACAAAGUUACUAGCAAAGAAGAUAAGCUAUCAAGUCGUAUUCAGAGUAUGCUUGGAAAUUACGAUGAAAUGAAGGAUUUCAUAGGAGACAGAUCUAUACCAAAGCUUGUUGCAAUUCCCAAGCCUACAGUACCACCAACAGCAGAUGAAAAAUCGAAUCCUAAUUUCUUCGAACAGAGACAUGGGACCUCUCAUCAGAGUAGCAAAUGGACUCCAGUAGGACCUGCUCCCAGUACUUCUCAGUCUCAGAAACGGUCCUCCGGCUUGCAGAGUGGACACAGUAGCCAGCGGACCAGUACAGGUGGCAGUGGUGGCACUAAUAGUAGUGGCCAGAGGCACGACCGUGAUUCAUACAGCAGUAGUGGGAGCAGCAGUCGGAAAAAAAGCCAGCAUGGAUCAGAACACUCCAAAUCACGCUCUUCCAGCCCUGGAAAACCCCAGGCUGUUUCUUCAUUAAGCUCCAGUCAUUCCAGAUCUCAUGGGAAUGAUCACCAUAGCAAGGAACAUCAGCGUUCCAAAUCACCUCGGGACCCUGAUGCAAACUGGGAUUCUCCUUCCCGUGUACCUUUUUCAAGUGGGCAACAUUCGAAUCAGUCUUUCCCACCUUCAUUGAUGUCAAAGUCCAGUUCAAUGUUACAGAAACCCACUGCCUAUGUGCGGCCCAUGGAUGGACAGGAGUCCAUGGAACCAAAGCUGUCCUCUGAGCACUACAGUAGCCAAUCCCAUGGCAACAGCAUGACCGAACUGAAGCCCAGUAGCAAAGCACAUCUUACCAAGCUGAAAAUACCUUCCCAACCAUUGGAUGCAUCUGCUUCUGGUGAUGUGAGCUGUGUGGAUGAAAUUCUUAAAGAGAUGACGCAUUCAUGGCCUCCCCCUCUAACGGCUAUUCAUACACCAUGCAAAACAGAACCUUCCAAAUUUCCUUUUCCAACUAAGGAAUCUCAGCAGUCCAAUUUUGGCCCUGGAGAACAAAAAAGAUACAAUCCUUCUUCUAAAACUUCAAAUGGACACCAGUCUAAAUCUAUGUUAAAAGAUGACUUAAAACUAAGCAGCAGUGAAGACAGCGAUGGGGAGCAGGAUUGUGAUAAGACAAUGCCAAGGAGUACACCAGGAAGUAACUCUGAACCAUCACACCAUAAUAGUGAAGGAGCAGAUAACUCCAGGGAUGAUUCUAGCAGCCACAGUGGAUCUGAAAGCAGCUCUGGAUCUGACUCUGAGAGUGAAAGUAGUUCCAGUGACAGUGAGGCAAACGAGCCAUCCCAGAGUGCAUCUCCUGAGCCUGAACCACCACCAACAAACAAAUGGCAACUUGAUAAUUGGUUGAAUAAAGUGAACCCACAUAAAGUGUCACCAGCGUCUUCUGUGGACAGUAACAUCCCCUCAUCUCAAGGCUAUAAAAAGGAAGGCCGAGAACAGGGCACCGGGAAUAGCUACACUGAUCCAGGGGGACCUAAAGAAACAAGUUCUGCUACUCCUGGACGAGACUCCAAGACUGUCCAAAAGGGAUCAGAAAGUGGGCGCGGGAGGCAGAAGUCCCCUGCACAGAGUGACAGUACAACACAGAGGAGAACUGUAGGCAAAAAACAACCCAAAAAGGCUGAGAAGGCAGCUGCUGAAGAGCCCCGGGGAGGCCUGAAGAUAGAAAGUGAAACCCCUGUAGACAUGGCUACCAGCAUGCCUUCCAGCAGACACAAAGCAGCCACCAAAGGCUCAAGGAAACCCAAUAUAAAAAAGGAGUCCAAAUCUUCCCCUCGACCUUCUGCAGAAAAAAAGAAAUACAAGUCAACAAGUAAAUCUUCCCAGAAAUCAAGGGAAAUCAUAGAAACAGAUACCUCAUCCUCAGAUUCGGAUGAAAGCGAGAGCCUUCCUCCUUCCUCACAAACUCCUAAGUACCCUGAGAGUAACAGGACUCCCGUGAAACCCUCCUCAGUGGAGGAAGAAGAUAGCUUUUUUCGGCAACGAAUGUUCUCUCCUAUGGAAGAGAAGGAACUUCUUUCACCCCUCAGUGAGCCUGAUGACAGGUAUCCACUUAUUGUGAAGAUUGACCUGAAUCUCUUGACCAGAAUACCAGGAAAGCCUUACAAAGAAACAGAGCCACCCAAGGGGGAAAAGAAAAAUGUGCCAGAAAAGCACACAAGAGAGGCUCAGAAACAAGCCUCAGAAAAAGUUUCCAACAAAGGCAAGAGGAAACAUAAGAAUGAAGAUGAUAACCGAGCCAAUGACAGCAAGAAACCCAAAACAGAGGACAAGAAUUCAGCAGGUCACAAGCCAUCCAGCAACAGAGAGUCAACUAAGCAAAGUGCUGCAAAAGAAAAGGAUUUGUUGCCUUCUCCUGCUGGACCCGUUCCUUCAAAAGAUCCAAAAACAGAGCAUGGCUCUCGGAAGAGGACUAUUAGUCAGUCGUCUUCUUUAAAGUCAAGUAAUAACAGCAACAAGGAGAAUAGUGGCAGCAGCAAAAACAGUUCCUCCACAUCAAAGCAGAAGAAGACUGAAGGGAAGACUUCCACUAGCUCUAAGGAGGUCAAGGAAAAGGCUCCAAAUAGCUCUUCUAACUGUCCUUCCUCUACACCAACUCCUGAUGCCUCUAAGCCUCGGAGAACGAAGCUUGCCUUUGACGACAGAAAUUAUUCAGCAGACCAUUAUUUACAAGAAGCAAAAAAGCUGAAGCACAAUGCAGAUGCAUUGUCUGAUAGGUUUGAGAAAGCUGUAUACUAUCUUGAUGCUGUGGUAUCUUUCAUUGAAUGUGGGAAUGCAUUAGAGAAAAAUGCUCAGGAAUCCAAAUCCCCAUUCCCUAUGUAUUCAGAGACAGUGGAGCUCAUCAAGUACACUAUGAAGCUAAAGAAUUACUUGGCACCUGAUGCUACAGCUGCAGAUAAAAGGCUCACAGUACUUUGCCUGCGAUGCCAGUCUUUGCUGUACCUGAGGCUGUUCAAACUGAAGAAGGAAAAUGCUCUGAAGUACUCAAAGACACUGACAGAGCACCUGAAGAAUUCUUAUAAUAAUUCUCAAGCACCAUCACCUGGCUUGGGAAGCAAAGCUGUUGGGAUGCCUUCCCCUGUAUCUCCAAAGCUGUCGCCAGGCAAUUCAGGAAAUUAUUCUUCUGGGGCCAGUAGUGCUUCAGCAAGUGGUUCUUCGGUGACCAUUCCACAGAGGAUCCACCAGAUGGCAGCCAGCUAUGUUCAGGUUACGUCCAACUUCCUCUAUGCCACCGAAAUUUGGGACCAAGCCGAGCAGCUUUCCAAAGAGCAAAAAGAAUUCUUUGCUGAACUGGAUAAAGUGAUGGGCCCUCUCAUCUUUAAUGCAAGCAUCAUGACAGACCUGGUUCGAUAUACCCGGCAGGGACUGCACUGGCUUCGCCAGGAUGCCAAGUUGAUAUCUUGAACUGAACACAUUCUCGUUGCCUCUGAUUUUCUCCACAACACUGUGUCACAUCACGAAGGAAAACUGCCAUAACAUGCCACCUAGUCGACACUAAGAAUGAGGAAUGGUUUUUUC
Messenger RNA from Panthera uncia (snow leopard), 4730 nucleotides. RefSeq names its product ALF transcription elongation factor 4 (gene AFF4). The transcript is spliced from 21 exons. Gene Ontology annotation, cellular component: nucleus; super elongation complex. Gene Ontology annotation, biological process: regulation of gene expression. The record is from RefSeq and is a predicted model, not a curated record. The coding region runs from base 1122 to 4616 and encodes 1164 amino acids. Lineage: Eukaryota; Metazoa; Chordata; Mammalia; Carnivora; Felidae.